UCUUGAUCUGUACAAGGUCCCCUUACACUCCCUUGGCACUAUUGUAACAUUUGUCCAUCCAACUGUCCCCCCCAUCGCGACGUCUACUGGGCGUCCGGCGCUGGGGUAUAGGAGAAUCCUCCAAGCGAAUCCGAUCGGCGAAGGCCUUGAGAGCCUUCGCCGCGCUUACUCUCCAUUCCUGCUUCCCAAAAGAGUGCAUGCAACUCAAAAUUCGUACUCCUAUCGGAAACUUUCUUUGAUCCUUACGUGUUUGAAAUAAAUGUUAAUCCGGUCAUCCACGCACCAUACCUCGAAAAUCUGGAGCAGCCAGCAACGUCAUUAUAUGUAUCACAGACAACACCAAGUACAAGGAGCAUAGCGACGAGUUCAGCACCGACUUCUCCGGUGUCUCGAAGCAGUCUCACAGGCUCGAGCAACAACAAUACGCCGGCGAGUGUACAAUCGGCAGAUACACCAUCUGGCAAUGGUCUUCCACCUACCCUCUACGAGUGCGUUGCGUGCAAGGCUAUGUUUGCAAGAUCCUGCGAUCUCACAACUCACAUCCACCGCAAGCAUGAACGGCGCUACGAAUGUACCUUCGAGACGUGCUCUCGCGCGUUCAGUCUCCGGACAGAUAUGCAGCGGCAUUUCAAGACGCACCAGGCACCGAUGCAGCGUCAGUCGGUUCGGUGUACAGCUGCUGGGUGUUCACGAGCCUUCACUCGCAGAGACAACAUGCUCAAGCACUUGCGCACGCACACUUACAGGGCGGAGCCGUGAACAGGCCCGGUGCAUGUCUUUGUAUCUCUCCUUUGGAACGGUUCUUCACUUUUUCGAUUAUGACGUACACUGCCAACUCACAUACCUAGGUACCUAACCUGUGCUUAGAUAAAGUGUCGACAAUCACUGCUAUGUGAAUGGCAAGGCAGUCUUGCUGGGGUUUCAGCCGUACUGAAUCGUUUCCUUCCACUAAGACGCUACAUUAGAUAGCGUUAAGUUUGAAAGUGAAAUGAGAGUCUUGGGUUGAAACACAGCUUACUUUUUGCCGUAGCACUCCCUCUGCUGAGCUCACGAUUACUGUGUAUGCUCCAGCCAAGUGACUAUACAUCCACCUUGAACUCUGUCCCUGAAAUGUAUCCGAUUUCCGCCAAUCUGUGACCGAGCGAAAUGCACAAAUAAGUGGGAAGUCAUCGAUUAAGGUCGCUAGCAAGUGUCCCCUGUGUGAAAGGAUCAAGGAGCCGAGAGGAGAUCCAGGAAAUCAACGUGUUGAAUUACUAAUCUUUGUUGAGAUCAGUCGGGACGAAAUUGAAUAAGGAGAACCCAGAGUAUAUGUAGUUG
Molecule: messenger RNA, 1317 nt
Organism: Boeremia exigua
Lineage: Eukaryota; Fungi; Ascomycota; Dothideomycetes; Pleosporales; Didymellaceae
Exons: 2
Coding region: 508-759 (83 amino acids)
Biological process (GO): regulation of transcription by RNA polymerase II
Cellular component (GO): nucleus
Source: RefSeq, a predicted model, not a curated record